Molecule: messenger RNA, 324 nt
Organism: Saimiri boliviensis boliviensis (Bolivian squirrel monkey)
Lineage: Eukaryota; Metazoa; Chordata; Mammalia; Primates; Cebidae
Product: X antigen family member 5
Source: RefSeq, a predicted model, not a curated record
AUGAGUGGGCGAGAAAGAAAACAUAGACCACUACGACAUGUCCGACUUGUUCAGCUGACCCGGCCUGCCGAGCCCAGUGAGCCAAAGCCUCAACGAGAAGAACUACCAGCUGAAAGUCAGGAUCAUACACCUGGUCAGAAGAGAGAAGAAUAUCAGGGUGGAGCUGAGAUUCAAGUGCCUGACCUGGAAGCUGAUCUCCAGGAGCUGUCUCAGUCAAAGACUGGGGAUGAAUGUGGAGAUGGUCCUGUGGUCCAGGGAAAGAGUGUACCAAAAUCAGAGCAGUGCAAAAUGCCAGAAGGAGGGAAGGGGAAACCACAGGAUUAA